Saprolegnia diclina VS20 is the source of this 1371-nucleotide messenger RNA. RefSeq lists its product as hypothetical. The transcript has 10 exons. Lineage: Eukaryota; Oomycota; Saprolegniomycetes; Saprolegniales; Saprolegniaceae. The record is from RefSeq and is a predicted model, not a curated record. Gene Ontology annotation, molecular function: metal ion binding. The coding region runs from base 1 to 1371 and encodes 456 amino acids.
AUGAUCGCGAGGAAGAUCACGGGGCCCGAGACGGGCGAUGCUCGUGUGCGCAACUUUAGCAUCGCGAGCGCUGGCAGCGUCAACAGCAUCAACACGACCGUGAGCUACAAGAACCUGCACGCAAGCCCCGACGCCGUCCUGGCCACGGGCGUGCCCUGGGUGCCGGACCGCGCGGCCGACGACUGCAUGGUGUGCCAUGUCGGCUUCUCGACCUUUCGCCGCAAGCACCACUGCCGAAACUGUGGCGCCCUCGUUUGCAGCAACUGCUCCCGCGGCCGCGCCCGCCUGCCCGGCCUCGGCGACACCAAAUGCCGCGUCUGCGACGUCUGCCAGCGCCCGGAGCUGCCCCAGAGCCUGUGGCAAGAGUGGAAGUGGAGCAUCGAGAUCCUCUGUUCUGGCUCGCGCAUGUCGGGCUGGUGGAGCCAAGUCCUUCGGCGCACGCCAGGCAUCUACGCCGCCUUCGAGGACGUCGAGGCGCGUGCCGAGUACUUUGCGGAGCUCCAGGCGCAGCCCGGCGCAACGCUGCUACUCUUUGACCACGCCGCCAAGAUGGCUCAGGAUUUACAGCAAAUCGAAAUGGACGUCGACCGGACGUUUGGCCCGCAGACCGCCGACACGUAUGGGCCGCUCGUCACCUACGCGCUCCGGAAAGGCAAGACGUGGAAGGACAUUGUGACGUGGAAGCAUGCGCUGCGACGCGUCCUCACCGCGUACGUGGUCUUCCAGCCCACGAUCGGCUACUGCCAAGGCAUGGACUACAUUGCGGCGAUUUUGCUCUACGGAUCCAAUUGGGAGUGCCACCACGCGUUCCGGCUCCUCGUGGCGCUCAUGGACAAGUACGACCUCGGCGGCGUCUGUGCCCCGGGGCUCCCGCUCCUCAACCUCAAAUUUUACCAACUGGACGAGCUCGUGCACUUUCACCUUCCGGACGUCCAUCAGCACCUUUCGCUGCACGGCAUCCACCCCAACACAUACGCCUCCGGAUGGGUGCUCUCGCUCUUUGCCAACUUCAAGACGCUCCACCCAGCGCUCGUGCUCUCGUUCUUUGACGGGUUUUUCGCAAAGGGCUGGAAAAGCUGGUAUCGCGUCGCCCUCGCGAUCCUCGCGACAGCACGGCAACGGCUGCUGCAAACGCACACCGCGACCGCCCUCAUGGAGCUGCUGAAUCAUGACCUCGCAUCCUUGUUCCCCGAGAGCGAUGACAAGUGCCGCGAGUUUUUCGCUCUCACGAGCCACUUCAAGGUGACCAACGCGGCGCUGCUCUUCUUUGAAGACAACUUUGCGCGCAACAGCACAUGCGAGAGCACAGUAGUGAUCGAGACGAGCGCCAUUUACUGCAGCAACCGAAGCGACGUGGCAAGGGCGCCAUAG